AUGGUUAAACCAAUUAUUGCUCCAUCAAUUCUUGCAUCUGAUUUCGCCCAUUUGGGUUGCAAUUGUCAUAAAAUGUAUGAUUCCGGUGCUGACUGGUUGCACAUUGACGUUAUGGAUGGACAUUUUGUUCCAAACAUUUCAUUGGGACCUCCAAUUAUCACUAGUUUGAGAAAAGAGAUUCCUCGUGAAGAAGGUAAACCAACUUUUUUCGAUUGUCAUAUGAUGGUUUCUGAGCCAGAAAAAUGGGUACCAGAAAUUGCUAAAGCCGGAGGAGAUCAAUAUACUUUCCAUUACGAAUCUACUAAAGAUCCAGUAGCUUUAGUUAAAUUAAUCAAGGAUCAUGGUUUAAAAGCUGCAUGUGCCAUUAAACCAGGUACAGAUGUUGGUGUUUUAUAUCCAUUGGCUGAAAGUUUAGAUAUGGCUUUAGUUAUGACUGUCGAACCAGGUUUCGGUGGACAAAAAUUUAUGAAGGAUAUGAUGCCUAAAGUCGAGGAUUUAAGAUCAAAAUACCCUCAGUUGAAUAUUCAAGUUGAUGGUGGUUUAGGUGAGGCUACAAUUGAUGAUGCUGCAAAUGCCGGGGCUAACGUUAUUGUUGCUGGUACUUCUUGUUUCACUGCUCCUGAUCCAUCCAAACUUAUUAGUUUAUUAAGGUCUAAAGUUGAAGAUAGUUUGGCUUCAAAAGGUGUCUUGGAUAAAUAA
This is a messenger RNA of Hyphopichia burtonii NRRL Y-1933, 699 nucleotides long. Its product is annotated as ribulose-phosphate 3-epimerase. Gene Ontology annotation, molecular function: D-ribulose-phosphate 3-epimerase activity; metal ion binding. The record is from RefSeq and is a predicted model, not a curated record. Gene Ontology annotation, biological process: pentose-phosphate shunt, non-oxidative branch; pentose-phosphate shunt; carbohydrate metabolic process. The transcript has a single exon. Bases 1 to 699 code for a protein of 232 amino acids. Lineage: Eukaryota; Fungi; Ascomycota; Pichiomycetes; Serinales; Debaryomycetaceae. Gene Ontology annotation, cellular component: cytosol.